AUGCCGCCAUUGAAAUCGCCUGAGAUUCUGGAGGGAGCGCCAUUUGUUCGGCACGGGCUGCGCAGCGCAGGGGACUUGCCCAUAUGGCCUUCCAAGGUGGAUCGACAAGAGCAGCUCCGCACAUUCUUCGAUGCAGGCCAAGUGGGCCAAGUGGGCAACGACAUGGGCGAGGCGGCGAUGUCAGGCGCCGAAGCAGCAGCUCCGAUGGUGGGCGACGCGGCGCAGGCCGGUGCCUCGGCGGCCAUGAGUGGAGCCCAGGCUGCUGCACCUAUGUUGCAGGAUGCUGCCUCGAGUGCAGCCAACGCGGUGAUGAGUGGUGCUCAGUCUGCCGCACCUGCGGUGGGGGAUGCAGCAACCGCCUUGGCCAGUAAUUUGGGAGAUGCUGCUUCCAACAUAGGUGAUGACAACGGCUGCUUUCCAGCUUCAGCCUUGGUCAUGGGCCGCCACGGCCCAAUUCGCAUGGAGGAUUUGAGGCUUGGAGACGAGUUGGAAUGUGCACAGGGAGAUUUCUCCCCCGUCAUUGCUAUGUUACAUCGAUCUCCAGGUACAAAGAUGACCUACCUCAGGAUCCAGCAUGACCGUGGCAGCCUGGCUGUCUCUUCAAAUCAUUUGCUCUACCUGUGCCAGCCAGGGGCUGAUGGGAGCUGGCGAUGGGCACCUGCAGCAGAUGUCAGGCCGGGCGAUCUGUUGCAGCAUGCGGCAGAGGUUGCUGUGGUGCUCAGUGUUUCUGUGGAAGUGGAGUCAGGCGUUUUCGCACCGCUGACUCUCUGCAGCACUUUGCUGGUGGAUGGAGUUCUCUGCUCUUGCUUUGCACCUCCAGAGGAGUUGGGUCUCUCCCACUCGUUGUGCCACCGCGCUCUGGCGCCCUUGCGCUUCUGGUAUUAUGCUCGAAGAAACCUCGAAGCCUCCACGACGGUGCGCAUGGGCGAAAACUGUCAGCCCAUUCUUACGCUGGACGCCUGUUGGCUCCCGCUCCCAGCACUGCGCGAUGGAUCGAAACUUGCCACCUCUGGGUUCCAUUGGGUUCCAUCGUUGUUUAUCCCCUCCAUCGAUCGCCGGCAGCAUCUUCCUACGGUGGCCUACUGUCGACAUCAACUCUUCAACCUUCUGCUAGAGCUUCGUGAACAAGUUCUUCAGGAACUGGAAAGGGGUACCCGCACCCAAUUCAUCAGCUUUCAUUGGGGCUUGGGACAGGCCUUCCAGCGCGGCAAGGAUGCAGCCCAACUGGAUGCCCUGGAGAUGUGUCGUUCGGGCCUGACGCAGGUGAGCGCCCAGCUGUUGUCCAAGUUCCAAAGCGAACUUCAGCAGUUGGGAAGCGCUUUGGAACACCAGGUGCUGAUGGCCAUUGAAUCACAGCUACAGAUGCUUGGCCAGUACCAGGAAGCACCUGGAGGUGAGAUUGGACGUGGCCGCAGCGAGAGCCCGAAGCAAAGCUACUUUGCAGGUCUGGCCUAUGACUGCGGGCAGAUCGAGGCCAAUCGGAAGCUGGUGAAGCGUCGCGAGGAACAGAUCAACCAGAUGCUGGUGGUGCUGGAAAAGCUCGAACAGAGCAGUACGACGGUGGAAAAUUACACCCGGGCAUUGGAGGGGAACGUGGAACGAACUGCCGAUUCCUAUGUCCGGACCACUCUGGCGAAGGAAGGGGACCCGGUGGUGAGUCCCAGAACCCCCCGCAGUCAGAAGCUCGAACGCUCGGAGUCUCAGCAGUUCAUGAAGAAGUCAGACAUCAUGGCUCUGCAACAGCAGUUGGCGCAUGAAACUGAGCACGAUGUGGAUGAACUCUACAAGGAGAUUGAAACCUCCAGAAAGCUUGCGAGCAACAACUUUCGCGCCAUGAUCAAGGAGGUUAGCCGCAUCCAACAAGCUUUGAACCUGGACUUUGUGGUCGCCUCUGAUUCUGAUGAGUCGGAAAAUUCCAGUGGACUAGGCAUGUCACGUCGGCCUUCCAUUUCGCUUUCCGUCAGAGCAGCUCCAUCAAGUCCCGAGCGUUCCGGGACCCCAAGCGCCCUGGCCGUGGCACUGGACGUCCCCGUCGCGGCAGCGCCAGCGCCGGCCGCGCCGGCCGCGGAGGCCGCGGAGGCCCCGGUGACCACGGUGACCACGGUGGCAGAGGAGUCCAGGGGGUCCAGAGAGGUCGAGUUCAGGCCUCGUUUGGCCACGCCAGAAUUGAGUCGCGAGGACUCCAAACCUCGCCGCAGCACCUCCAAGCCCUCCUCGCGUGCGCGGUCGCCCUCCGCGGGAGAGCGUGGCGAGGAUGGAGACGUCGCCAACUUUCGGGCCGUGACGGCGCCCCUCUCCAUGGUGCCGGUGCCGGCCAAGCGCUUCAAGCGCGUGCGGGAGUUCUGGACACAGACGCAGAGGGACUUGGAGGAGCGAGGAGCUCAAACCGAUCCCAUGAGGAUUCAAAAGCAGAAAACCGAGAAGAGUGCUGCUUUCACCAGUUUCUUUAACAAGAAGGAGAAGUCGCAGCAUCAAAAUACCCGUGGGGUCUCGAUGAACGACUUGGACGCCAUGAAAGCGCGGGCACGAAAAGCGGUGAUGCGGCCGCAGUAUGACGUGACCAACUGCUACAAGAACGAGGGCUGUUUCCAAGCCAUAGCCAGGUCCAGCGUUUUCGAUCAGCUCACUGUCUUGGUGGUCUGCGUCAACGCCGUUUGGAUCGCUGUUGACACCGAUAGUAACACCGCAUUGUUCCUCUAUGAGGCCGAUCCCAUCUUUCAAAUCGUCGAAAACGUGUUCUGCACGUAUUUCUUCCUGGAAAUUUGCAUUCGCUUUGGCGCCUUUGAAAAGAAGUGUAACGCCUUGAUGGACAAGUGGUUCAUGUUUGAUGCUAUCUUGGUGCUAAAUAUGGUCGUUGAGACCUGGUUGCUGCCACUCAUGUUUGUGGCCAUGGGGAGCGAGGACUUUGGAAACACCAUUGACGUGUCCAUGCUGCGCAUGUUGCGCCUCGUGAAACUCACCCGUUUGUCGCGCAUCUCGCGGCUGCUGCGUUCUGUCCCCGAGCUGGCCAUCAUCGUGAAGGCGAUCGGUUUAUCUGCUCGCUCGGUGUGCGUGUUCUUUGCGCUUUGGUUGGUCUUGAUCUAUGUCUUCGCCAUCACCUUGAGGCAGCUCACUUCUGGGACCGAGUUUGGAGAGACCUAUUUCCAAUCCGUACCUCAAGCGAUGGACACGUUGCUCUUGGAUGGCAUUUUGGCGGACUAUGCUCCGCUGAUGCACGCCAUCCCUGCGGGGCAUUUCAUCGAGUGGGGUCUUAUUCUGUUCUUCAUUCUGCUGGCAUCAAUCACCAUUAUGUAUAUGCUUGUGGGGGUCCUGGUAGAGGUGGUCGGUGUUUUGGCCCAUGCCGAGAAAGAGAACAUCACUGUGUCCUUCAUCGCGUCUUCCCUGAGGAAAAAGAUGCAGCAACAAGGGCACGACCAGGACUCUGAGCUCAGUAGAACUGAACUGCAAGAUAUCCUGCUAGAUCCAGAGAUUACAGAGGUACUCCAGUCCGUGCAAGUUGAUUUGGUUGCAUUGAUGGAGUUGGUGAACAUUGCCUAUGAAGACGCGGAGAAGAACGGCGGUUCCAUGACUUUUGAGAAGUGCAUCUUAGUGCUAUUUGGAUGCAUCAUUUCCCAGGUCUUGAACGGCCGAGGGCAAAACACCGCCUCCGUGAAGGAUACCUCUGAACUCCUCAGGUUGCUGGACCCACGACUCCCAGACACUGCGGACUUGGAAUCGGUGGCCAUUCCACGGCCCCUGAAGGUGGUCAUCAGUUCCAUCGCAGACGUGAGGAGAUACCCAAGGCUUCCAUUUCACUUUUCGGAUGAGCUCCUCAAACGUGCCAAGAAAGAAGAAAAAGAACCUGUGGAUGUCGCUUCAGAUCAUCGCCCCUUGCCCUCCGUGGCGGAACUCAUCAGUGCUUUGGCACCUGCCUGGUAUCAAGACGAAGGAACCACCAUGAUGGUCAAGAACAUUCCAAACCGCUAUACAACGGAGCAGAUUCUAGAAGAGUUGCAUGCGAGAGGCUUCUCUGGAAGCUUUGAUUUCCUGUAUCUUCCGAUGGAUUUUGAGUCCAAAAGGAACAAGGGCUACUUCUUCUUGAACCUUCGCACCCACCAGUUGGCUCAAAUCUUCACCGAUGUCUUCUCCAGACACUGCUUCAACAGGCAUAGAUCCAACAAGGUGCCAGAGGUUGCACUUGCAACAGUGCAGGGCUUCGAAAAGAACGUCUGGAAGUACCUACAGCAGAGUGGCGAGCGCGUCGACAAUCCGUGGUUCAAGCAACUGCUCUUUCGGCCCCACGAACUUCGGUUGCAAUUGGAGAACGAUUUCUGCAGGAUCAGAAGCCCGGAGACGAUUCCCGGCAUUUGGACUUGCGUUACUUUUAGCGUGGACGCGCUCCCCGAGCCGCUGCGUUCCCGCGCCAUCUCGGAGGGCCUCCCCAAACGCCGGAACCGCGGGAACGGGACGCCCUAA
Cladocopium goreaui is the source of this 4455-nucleotide messenger RNA. The record is from the annotation of a GenBank genome assembly. Lineage: Eukaryota; Dinophyceae; Suessiales; Symbiodiniaceae.